This is a messenger RNA of Lycium ferocissimum, 802 nucleotides long. RefSeq lists its product as uncharacterized. The record is from RefSeq and is a predicted model, not a curated record. The transcript has 3 exons. NCBI's taxonomy places the organism in Eukaryota, Viridiplantae, Streptophyta, Magnoliopsida, Solanales, Solanaceae. The coding region runs from base 197 to 604 and encodes 135 amino acids.
GCUAAAUAAAAUUAGUGUCAAUUUUAACAGAAUAUCGUAUUAAGCCUAAUAAAAAUAAAAAUCUGUUGAAAAAUUCACAUAAAUAUUGAGCGACAAAACCAAUUCAGCCUGAGCCAAUUUGGCCAACUCUGGGAUAGAGAUUUGGGGGCUAGAGCUGUCGUUUACUCUGAAGCUCGAAUUGGAAAUCAGGAGAGAGAUGAAAGGGGGAGAUGAAGAAAGGGGUUUGGUAUGGAAGCUACCGAUAGUUAAGUCGAAGCAAUUGGGGAAGAUUGGACCUGCUUUUGGACUUGGCAUUGGCUGUGGUUUUGGUCUCGGAAUCGGCCUUAUCGGAGGCACUGGCUUUGGUCCUGGACUUCCUGGCUUGCAACUGGGUUUUGGGUUAGGUGCUGGCUGUGGAAUUGGUCUUGGUUUUGGCUACGCUGUUGGAAGAGGUUUUGCUUAUGAUGACACCCGUAGAUACUCUAAUGUCGGCAAGCUUUUCCAUGGGCCUGCCAAUUUGCCUAAUCGGAAUGAGGUAGGCGAACUCCUUGAUGAGCUUGUUGUGAACACCAAAAAGCUAAUCAAAGCGACUACACAAGAAUUAGACAAGUGGAGAAGGUCCUAAUUAUGUCGUUCCCUUGUGUACACAGAUUAUUCCUUGUAAUAAUCCUGCUAUAUUAUUAGGUAAGCUCAGCUCUUUGGUCUUAUCGAUAAGAUUAGCUAGCUUUUAGGCGAAGGUUCACGAUAGGUUCUCCUUGUAUUGUGAAAACAAAGGUUUUGAAAGUCUCCACUUAAUAUUCGAGCAACGGUGUUCCGCUCAAAA